AAAAAAACUCAAUAUGAUCACCUUUGUCUGGGUUUAAAUUCCAAGCUUCUUCGUACAUGUCGUCCCAAUAUGAUCGUCGAUCCAAUUCUUUGGUUGUCCAUGACGAAUACGGAAAGAAAUCAAGUCCUCCGCCGGAGCCUCGGUUGGCUACCUGGUGGUAUACCUCGUCCAUGUCCUCACCAUCCUUCUCAAACGUUCAGCCGUACUUAUUCUAUUGAGCAUCUACAUAUGCACAGCCCACUAUCAAAUGCUAAGAACGGUCAUAGACCCACUCUCCUUCCUGUUAAACCAAUUACCCACUAAAAAGCUAAAACACUCACAGGAUGUGGCUCC
Messenger RNA from Cokeromyces recurvatus, 333 nucleotides. RefSeq lists its product as uncharacterized. The record is from RefSeq and is a predicted model, not a curated record. The coding region runs from base 100 to 303 and encodes 67 amino acids. Lineage: Eukaryota; Fungi; Mucoromycota; Mucoromycetes; Mucorales; Mucoraceae. The transcript has a single exon.